Molecule: messenger RNA, 2229 nt
Organism: Coccidioides immitis RS
Lineage: Eukaryota; Fungi; Ascomycota; Eurotiomycetes; Onygenales; Onygenaceae
Product: mRNA turnover protein MRT4
Exons: 2
Coding region: 85-819 (244 amino acids)
Biological process (GO): ribosomal large subunit assembly; nuclear-transcribed mRNA catabolic process; rRNA processing
Cellular component (GO): nucleolus; preribosome, large subunit precursor
Molecular function (GO): RNA binding
Source: RefSeq, a predicted model, not a curated record
CUUGCCUGUACUCUUUCUCGAGACAAUACCUGGCAUAAGUCUGUUCUCGAGGAUUGGUUAGCGAAAGGAGAGCGAUUGCCCAUCAUGCCUGUUUCCAAGCGGGCAAAGAUUGUCCACGAGUCCAAGGUCACCAAGAAAUCCCACAAAGAGCAAACCCGCCGACUCUACGCCAACGUCCAGGAAGCCGUAUCUAAUUAUGACCACCUCUUUGUUUUCUCGGUGGAUAAUAUGCGAAAUACAUACUUAAAAGAUGUGCGAACCGAGUUUUCGGAAGACGGACGACUCUUUUUUGGUAAAACCAAAGUAAUGGCCGUCGCUCUCGGUACUAACCCAGAGACUGCCUUCGCUCCAAACCUCGACAAGCUCUCUCCCUACCUCAACGGGGCUGUCGGUCUCCUCUUCACCUCCCGCUCUCCCAAAUCCGUCCUCGACUACUUCUCGUCAUUUCACCCUAUGGACUUUGCUCGUGCUGGUAAUGUAUCGCCACGCGCAUUUACAAUCCCUUCGGGAAUCGUAUACGCCCAUGCAGGCGAGAUCCCCGAAGAGCACGACCAGCCGAUAAGUCAUACAAUCGAGCCCACUUUGAGAAAAUUAGGGGUGCCCACAAGAUUGGUGAGGGGUAAAGUGACGUUAGAUAUGGAAGGCGGGUACCAAGUGUGCAAGGCUGGAGAGACGCUCGAUUCGCGGCAGACGACGUUGCUGAAGAUGUUUGGAGUCGCGGUUGCGGAGUUUAGAGUUGAGAUGAGAGCCCAUUGGACUAAGGAGACGGGAGAAGUGGAGGUCUUGCAGAAGGAUGAAGGCAUGGAAGUUGACCAUUAAAAAGCAAAAAUCAGGGUGAUCAGCGGGGAUAUUGUCUCGGUUCGUCGCAUCUCGAUUGGAGUUUUGGUUUAAGGAGUUCCCGGCGCCCUUUGUUCGGAUGGGAUUGAUUUGUAUUCAGGACAGGUUGCAGUGGGUCCUUGUGUUGCGUUACAAACUACGAAGUACAUAAAGAGAUACCUUACAGAAAAGUCUUAGCGAAGAGUCUGGGAUAUAAAAUGACUACGAGAUUUUUUUGCGCGGGAUCACAGGGGAUCAAACCGAAGAAUGUUUGGGAAAUGCCAAACAGCCUUACCUUGAUCUUACCUAGGACUCCGACAAAAAAGAAACCUAUUCGCCCGUUCUUUCCAACUCAUCAUAAUAUACAUACUUACCCCCAUACAAACUAAAAUAAGAAAACAAAUAUUCGAAUGGCAAAUAGAGAGAAGCAUAAGCAAGGCAAGCUGGAAAGCCACAGAUGUUUCGCCGUCGACCAAGAAAUAGACAGCCGAUAAUCCAUUUGGGCAAAGGGGGCCCGAAAAGUGAAACGGAUUAUGCGAGUCGGAUCACCAAUGGAUGUUAAUGACAGAACGCUUUAGAAGGACUUUCAAUGGAUAUCCCCCUUUCGGCAUGGGCCAUGACGGAAUGAUGAGCCGUGAACAUCGUUGGUCUUACCCUGAGAGGUACCUGGGAGAGUAGAAGUCGAACGAAGGAAACCAACAAACCCGUGUUGAAGUUGAGAACUCAGUAUCUUAGUAUCUCCGUUUGCUGCGCGGGUCAUCAUAAUCGUCACCGUCGUGGUAUCUCUUCCUGGAGUAAUCAUCGUCACGGCGGCUAUACCUAUCCCUGUCUCGGUCCCGAUCGCGACCUCGAUCCCUGUCACGGUCACGCCUAUCUCGAUCUCGAUCUCUAUCGCGGUCCCUGUGGCUGUCUCUAUCUCGAUCAUAUGCAUCCCUGGGUCUUACCGGUUCACGGUUGCUUCCUGUGACACCGCCAGAUCGGUCAUAUCUGGAGCCGCCUCUAUACGACCUAUCGUCGUAUCCCCCACGUCUAUCAUCGGGACCACCAGCACGAGCGCCGCCAGGGCCCGAGGGAGCGUUGGGUGGAGGCUGACCAGCGCUUAUUCCGUUAGGAGGACCUCCAAAUCCGCUUCUUCCACCUUGAUACCCAAUACCCCCACGUCCACCAUAUCCACGAUCACCCCUGAAUCCACCUCGGAAUCCACCUCUACCUCCGAAACCACCACGGAAACCACCACCUUGGAACCCACCGGGGCCAGAAGGUGCAAAUCCGCCAGGUCCCAUUGGUCGCGAAGGCAUUGCUUUUGUAUAUCCUCGUCCUCCUAGACCGCCUCCGAAUCGUCUCGGUUUCCAGCCUUUAACAGUACGACCUCGUUCAACAUCCACUAAAACGCGCCGGUCCUUUAUGCGAAUA